AGCCCGCCGGGGGGUGGGGCCUGGUCUCGGGCGGCCCCGGGGCCUGGCAGGAUAUCCGGGGACGGAGCCGGGCGCCAGCGGGUGGGGCCUGGGGCCUGGCUCGGCAGGUAGCAACUGUGGGGUGAGCGGUGCCCAGUCCCCUGAGGGCAAGGGGCGGAGCUCCGCCUGACCCCCAAGACGGUGGGUGAACUCUGGGAGGCGGGCGGCUCUCCAUGCUACCGCUGUGACCCCUACUCCCGUAGGAGGAUGCUGGUGGUGGAGGUGGCGAACGGCUGCUCCCUGGUCUGGGGGGCCGAGGCGGUGCAGGCGCUGCGGGAGCGCCUGGGAGUGGGGGGCCGCACGGUGGGCUCCCUGCCCCGCGGGCCUCGCCAGAACUCACGCCUCGGCCUUCCGCUUCUGCUGAUGCCCGAAGAGGCGCGGCUUCUGGCCGAGAUUGGCGCAGUUACCCUGGUCAGCGCCCCGCGUACGGAUUCCCGCCAACACAGCCUGGCUCUGGCAUCCUUCAAGCUCCAACAAGAGCAGGGCUUCCAGGAGCAAAGCGCCCUGGCAGCUGAGGCCCGUGAGACCCGUCGCCAGGAAAUCUUAGAGAAGAUUGCAGAGGGCCAGGCUGCCAAGAAGCAGAAGCUGGAACCAGAUUUGGGGGCCAGCGAGAGCCAGGAGGCCAAUGCUGGAGAGAAUGAAGCCAGUGUUAGCCAGGCUUCUAGGGAGUACGAUGAAGCAGGCUACCCUUCUCCCCAGCCAGGGCCUUCAGAUGGGGUGGCUCUCUUGCCCAGGUCUGCUCUGCUUGUCCAGCUGGCCACUGCUAGGCCUCGACCCAUCAAGGCGCGGCCCCUGGACUGGCGUGUCCAGUCCAAAGACUGGCCCCAUGCUGGCCGUCCGGCCCAUGAGCUGCGCUACAGCAUCUAUAGAGACCUGUGGGAGCGAGGCUUCUUCCUCAGCGCCGCUGGCAAGUUUGGGGGCGACUUCCUGGUCUAUCCUGCUGGUAGAAGUAUCAUAACAACCAGAGAAGUUCCUGGAAACUGCCUUGUUUUAUAGUUGCUGUGAUAGUUCUCUUAGAUGGCAUGUCUCAGAGCCUUGUCCUUUUACAUUUACAUUAUGUGUUACUUAAUCUUCUGUGUAGUGUCCCACUUAUGGUCCUACUCUAAUUGAUUAGUCAUCUAAUGGGGGGCAAACCACAGCCCCCCAGGUCAAAUCUGGCCCAUGGACUGAUUUUUUAAAUAAAGCUUUAUUGAAAUGGUCUUGUCCAUUUGUUUCCAUAUGGUCUGUGGCUUCUAGUGUGCUACAGUGGCAGUUGAGUAUUUGCAACAUGGCCCAUAAAACAAAAUAUUUACUGUCUAGCCCUUUUCAUAAAAAUUUUGUUGACUCUCAUGCCAUCUAUUUAUUAUGCCAUCUUAUUAUAAAUUCUUGUCUUAUUUGUUUUAGUCUGUUAGAGUAAUUUCUCAUUGGGUAUUUACAUAAUGUCCUUUAGCUUCAAUGGACUUCGUAGUCCUGUUUCUCAGGUCAUGACAAUGAUAUAGUCGAUUAUUUGUUUCUGCUUUAAAUAAGAAUAUGCUUUACAUGUGUGACAGCCUCCUUCCCCUUUCCUCCCCCUCAGUGUAUCCUUGACCACCAUCCAAGUUGGUACAUUCUUUUAAUCUUUUUUUCAAUUACACUGACAUUCAUUCAUUUUCUACUCCGUCAUCUCUUCCCACCCCAUUGGGGUAUUUUGUGGAUUUGAAGUAAAGUUGUAUAUAUAGGU
Molecule: messenger RNA, 1738 nt
Organism: Pteropus alecto (black flying fox)
Lineage: Eukaryota; Metazoa; Chordata; Mammalia; Chiroptera; Pteropodidae
Gene: TSEN34
Product: tRNA splicing endonuclease subunit 34
Exons: 4
Coding region: 247-1035 (262 amino acids)
Biological process (GO): tRNA-type intron splice site recognition and cleavage; tRNA splicing, via endonucleolytic cleavage and ligation
Cellular component (GO): tRNA-intron endonuclease complex
Molecular function (GO): tRNA-intron lyase activity; nucleic acid binding
Source: RefSeq, a predicted model, not a curated record